This is a messenger RNA of Linum trigynum, 1977 nucleotides long. The record is from the annotation of a GenBank genome assembly. Lineage: Eukaryota; Viridiplantae; Streptophyta; Magnoliopsida; Malpighiales; Linaceae.
UUAAUCUUGUAGAGAAGGGGAAAAGUGAAAGAGUGAAAGGAGAAUUGAGGGAAAUGAAUUAGAUUUUGAUUAAAAUGGUCACUCAAUUGCAUUUCUACUAUUUAUUUCCUUGAGUUAUCCUCAUCACCAUUGAUAGAUUACAAUUUAAUCCACAUAUUUUUUAUAUGUGAAGAAAUUCUUUUGGUGGGGCGGGUAUGGGUAUGGGUAUGGGGCGGGGGAGGUCAAAACCAUACCCGCCCCAUACCCAUCAAACUUUUUGCGGGUUUUACCCAUACCCGCCCCAUACCGGGUCAAAGCGGGGAUUCCCCGUGUUGACUGGGUCGGGGGCGGUCGGAUACCCGCGGCCAUGGGUUUUAUUGCCAUCCCUAAUGGGUUCUGGUCCAAUUUCCCAAUUUCGCAUGCUCUUUCUCUACCCAAUUUCGCAUGUUCCCAGUAGUCUCCCUCCUCUCUUUUGCGGGGAAAUUUCGUCCUUGAAUCUCUAGGGUUUCAUUGAUCUCCACUGAUCUGGGUCUGAUUAAGUGAUUAUGAGUCAUCUCUCCGGUGAUUCCUUAUCUGUGUUUCAUCUCCUGUAAAACCCUCGAAUUCGCUGAAGAAUUCGAGCAAUCGAGGACUCCGGAGGUAAUCCCGUUUGUUCUCAUGCAAAUCCCCCAUCUGGGUUCUCAUCCAUUUGUAGAGAAUCGGUCUGGUUUCUGCCCUUUUUGGCUUUAGGGUUUUUCUAGACCAUUUGAAUAGUUACAAUCUGGGUUCGGCAAUCGAAGUUGUCCCCAGGGCUUUCAUCUUCCGCCAUGGACGACGGCGAGGUUGAUUUCUCGCACCAGGAAGUGUUUUCCAGCACCAACAUGCCGGAGAUUCCGACCAGCGGCUCGAUGGACAGUUUCUUCGACGAGUUGCUGAAAGACACUCAUGCGUGUACUCACACGCACACUUGCAAUCCCCCCGGUCCCGAUUAUUCCCACACUCAUACUUGCUUCCAUGUGCAUACGAAAAUUGUCUCGGCUUCUUCAGACGAUAAGCUUGACAGCGAUGACAAUGCGGAAUCUGUGGAUAAGAAGUCAAAGAAGCGGCCAAUAGGUAACAGAGAGGCAGUGAGGAAGUAUAGGGAGAAGAAGAAGGCGAGGGCUGCGUCUUUGGAGGAUGAAGUUGUGAAAUUGAGGGCUUUGAACCAGCAGCUAAUGAAGAGGCUACAAGGGCAGGCUGCUUUGGAGGCAGAGAUUGCGAGGCUCAAGUGUUUGCUUGUUGAUAUUCGUGGAAGGAUCGAAGGGGAGAUUGGAUCUUUCCCCUAUCAGAAACCUGCGGCUGCUGCUAACUUGAAUUUGACCAAUCCAAGUGGGCACGGUGCUUAUGUGGUGAACCCUUGUAACAUGCAGAGUAAUGAUCAAGCCUAUUGCUUGCAUCCUGGGAUGGAUGAUGGGAAAAGCACAGCGGAAGGUGUGUCUGUAAAUGGACAAGUCUACACUGGUUGUGACUUUGAGAAUCUUCAGUGUAUGGUGAAUCAAACCUCUGGGAUCAAGGAUUUUUCACUCUGUGGUGUCGGAAAUACCGUUGCUGGAAAUGGAAGUUUCCCUGGCUCCAGCAAGAGAAAAGGAGCAAAUCCAUCAACAGUUCCUUGAAGAGAUAUCCAGAAGGUGUUGUUUCGUCUAACAAUGCUUGUUGUGCCUGCCCGCAGACGUCUCUGUUUGUUGAGCAGCAGGCAGCUUUGCAAAUCAGCUGUCACAGGUUGCAUAUGUUGGGUUUUGUUAUUUCAAUCGUUUCUUUCAGCUAGUUUUCCCUUUUUUUGGGUUCCCCCCGAGUGUGUUAGGCUCCAUCUUUUUGGUCAAUGUUCCAGGAUUCUUUCUUUUGGCCUUCCGUCUGCAGAAUGCUUUGUAAAAUCAGUUCUUUAAUGUGCCUGUAGAUAUAGGUGAGACACAGUAGUAGGGAUGAAUGCUACCCUUUUUUCCCUGUUUGGUCCUAAUAUUUUAACAAAAUAAAAUAUCCCCU